Molecule: messenger RNA, 701 nt
Organism: Stegostoma tigrinum
Lineage: Eukaryota; Metazoa; Chordata; Chondrichthyes; Orectolobiformes; Stegostomatidae
Product: eotaxin-like
Exons: 3
Coding region: 162-458 (98 amino acids)
Biological process (GO): lymphocyte chemotaxis; monocyte chemotaxis; inflammatory response
Cellular component (GO): extracellular region
Molecular function (GO): chemokine activity; CCR chemokine receptor binding
Source: RefSeq, a predicted model, not a curated record
CAGGCACAGUGUCAUUGCUGGGGCAUGGGGAAAGUUUCAGGGAGGGUCUGAAUUGCUGACUCGGUACAGUCUCUCCAGGAUAUAAACCAGGAGGUGACAGCUCCCUCGUCAUCCACACUCGCCCUGCAACACUGAACACUUGCAAGUUGGGCCAGGCCAGGAUGAGGACAGCACUGUGUGUAGCUACUGUUGUGCUGGGAGCACUGGCAACCUGCUCGAUCCAAGAUGGUGUUUCUGCUGCACCAGCCGGCUCUGUCACUUUCGAUUGCUGUGAGAACUUUAAGACCACUCGCAUUCCUCAUAAACGGCUCGUAAGCUUCACCAGGACGGUUGGCUGCUCCACUCCCUCUAUCAUCUUCACAAACAGGAGGAAGAUGAGAAUUUGUACGAGAGCCAGUGAGAAGUGGGUUCAAAAUGCAGUGGCAUAUCUGGAGAAGAAAUUGGGGAUUGAAAGCUAGAACCUACUUAAAGUACAACCUUUCAAUCCACUGGAAACAUGCGGAGUGUUGAACUCAGAGAUAAUGGGAACUGCAGAUGCUGGAGAAUCCGAGAUAACAAAGUGUGAAGCUGGAUGAACACAGCAGGCCAAGCAGCAUCUUACGAGAUGUGGAGCUGGAUGAACACAGAUUGCCAAGCGGAUGCUGCUUUGCCUGCUGUGUUCAUCCGGCUCCACAAUUUGCUAUCUUGGAGUGUUGAAUUGA